Messenger RNA from Oryzias melastigma (Indian medaka), 2236 nucleotides. RefSeq names its product GDP-mannose pyrophosphorylase Aa (gene gmppaa). Lineage: Eukaryota; Metazoa; Chordata; Actinopteri; Beloniformes; Adrianichthyidae. The transcript is spliced from 13 exons. Bases 656 to 1939 code for a protein of 427 amino acids. Gene Ontology annotation, molecular function: transferase activity. Gene Ontology annotation, cellular component: cytoplasm. The record is from RefSeq and is a predicted model, not a curated record. Gene Ontology annotation, biological process: biosynthetic process.
UAGCCAAACAGCAGAAGGUGGUGUGAGGAUGACUCUGGUGGUGAGGAAGAUGAAAAUGUGCUGUGUGGAUUUAAGGGAGUAAUAGAAACAGGCUUAAAGAGAUCAGGAGGUUUUUCCAGAUGACUUCACAGUGACAUGUUCCACAGGUGGAGGUGGCCAAACAAAAGGCUUGUGAGGACUUGAAUGACAGGUUGGACACAAACGGGGAGGAGGUGGAUCUAAAUUUAAAUAUAAAAGAAGUUCAUUUUUAAAAUUGAUAUAUUUUCUUAAAGAGACAGUGCUUGCAGUUCAUUUUUUAUUUUAUUUUUUAAGCGAUUUUAUAGAUGUUAUAACUGAGCUGAAGUGUUGACAUUUAUUUUGAAAAACAAAAUGAAAUUUAACAUAACUUUUAUAUUUUAUUUUAUAAACGUAUACUAUUUAAAUGUAUAAAAGUGUUUUUUUUCUUCAUCCACACACGAUUGUUGCUAUUUUGAAUACGUUUCAUUUUGUUAUAAAUGUUAAAGUAACGAGUAGACCAGAUUAAUUUUGACCCAAAUCCAGCCCCGUCGGUUGUUUGCGUCAUCACGUCAGAACCCGGAAGUGGCUGAAGAUCCAGUUUUCUGUGGAUUCAGGUUUUCCGGCAGCUCCUCUGUGACUCUGAGGACCUCCUGCUAAAAUGUUGAAGGCAGUAAUUUUAAUCGGAGGACCUCAGAAAGGCACCAGGUUCCGGCCGCUGUCGUUCGAGGUGCCCAAACCGCUGUUCCCUGUAGCCGGAGUCCCCAUGCUUCAGCACCACAUCGAAGCUUGUGCCAAGGUUCCAAAUCUGAAGGAGAUCCUCCUGAUCGGCUUUUAUCAGCCAAACGAAGAACUGAACCGAUUCUUGUUCAAUGCUCAGCAGGAGUUUAAAAUUUCCAUCAGGUACCUGCAGGAGUAUGCGGCGCUGGGAACGGGGGGCGGCAUCUAUCACUUCAGAGACCAGAUUGUGUCUGGGAAUCCGGAGGCGUUCUUUGUGCUGAAUGCCGACGUCUGCUCGGCGUUUCCUCUGACCGAGAUGCUCAGCUUCCAGAAGGAGCACGGAGAGCCCAGCAGCUCCGUGAUUCUCGGAACAACGGCAAACAGGAAGCAGUCCAUGAAUUAUGGCUGUAUUGUGGCCAAUGAGGAGACCAGCGAGGUGCUGCAUUACGUGGAAAAACCAAGCACCUUUGUGAGCGACAUCAUCAACUGUGGUAUCUACCUGUUUAACCCGGAGAUCUUCCAGCACAUCGGAGCGGUUUUCCAGAAGAACCAGCAGGACAUGUUGCUAUAUCCAUUUGAUGGAGAGGAGCCCACCAACGGCUGGCACCGAGCGGAGGUCGUCCGGCUGGAGCAGGACAUUUUCACGGCUCUGGCGGGACAAGGCAAGCUCUACGUCUACAAAACUCUGGGCUUCUGGAGUCAGAUCAAGUCUGCAGGGUCGGCCAUUUAUGCAAGUCGCUUGUAUCUCAACCAGUACCACACCACCCAUCCCGAGCGGCUGGCCUCCAACGAGGAGGGAGGGCCCAAAAUCAGCGGUAAUGUCUACAUUCAUCCCACGGCCAACAUUGAUCCCACUGCUGUGCUGGGACCCAACGUUUCCAUCGGGACCGGAGUCACCAUUGGAGCCGGAGUCCGAGUCCGAGAAUCGAUCAUUCUGCACGGAGCAAACCUGCAGGAUCACUGUUGCGUCCUGAACAGCAUUGUGGGAUGGGACAGUACCAUUGGGAAGUGGUCACGGGUCGAAGGCUCUCCGAGUGACCCCAACCCAAAUGACCCGUUUGCAAAGAUGGAUAGCGAGACGCUCUUCAGAGAUGGAAAACUCACGCCGUCCAUCACCAUUCUGGGUUGUAACGUGUCGAUUCCCUCCGAGGUGAUCAUUCUGAACUCCAUCGUCCUCCCACACAAAGAUCUGAACCGCAGCUUCAAGAACCAGAUCAUCCUCUAGCUCAUCUUCCUCUCCUACCGAUGAAGGACGCUGCUGCCGCCGGCCCGCUUCACUGUUAUUGUACAUAAGAUGAGGCGUAGAAGCCCGUAUCCGAGAGUUUUUGAAGAACUAUUUUUAGGUAUUUGUCCACAGGUUUUGGGUGUUCACACUAAUCAUUCAUGAACUGCAGAUCUCCAUGGAAACGGGUCAAACACGUGUAGCUGGAUAUGUUACUGAGAGAUUUCAAGGUUGUGUUGGACGAUCUGGACUUUCUCUCAAACUGAAGUCAUUACAGAAAUAAAAAUCACUUCCCAACAA